AUUUUUAAGUGUCAUUUCUGUAUUUUCAGGGAAAUCUGUGGUAUGCUGGUAUUGUGAACAGUAUUAAAAAUAUAAUAUCUGAUGCAGGCAUAUUAGUGUAAUUAUGGAUUAUAUGCCUGGAACAGCAAGCUUGAUUGAAGAAAUUGAUAAAAAACAACUUGUGGUUUUGCGAGAUGGUCGAACUCUUAUUGGGAUAUUACGAAGCAUUGAUCAGUUUGCUAACUUGGUAAUUCACCGGACUAUUGAGCGAAUACAUGUCGGUAAAAAAUAUGGUGAUAUACCAAGAGGAAUAUUUGUUGUCCGAGGUGAAAAUGUCGUUCUCCUCGGAGAAGUAGAUGGAGAAAUGGACAAUGAAAGUGACUUGAACCUUGAAAAAGUGUCUGUUGAAGAAAUAUUGCAAGCACAGCGAAAACAACAAGAAGAGCAUAUGGAAGAGAAAAAAGCGAAAUUGAAAGCAAUGAAAGAAAGAGGACUCUCUUCGAAUGUUGAACAGCAGGAUGAUGCAUUUUAAGCGCAGCAGAUAUUUGACAAACUAUAAUAUGUUGUCAAUCAUGAUUGUGUUUGUGUGCGUAACAUAUAGCUAUUGCUCAGAUGAAAAUUAUGUGUGAAGGUCCAAACAUGCUGGAAAUGAAAUUUCGUUACUUUUUAGUAGUCUUUUUAUUUAUAAAUAUUCUCUUCUUUCAAAGAUAUUACAGUAGAAUUUUAAUCACAAUGUAAAUGGAAGCAACAUUUUCAAGUUUGGAAGAGUUUCAAUAUGGUUUUCAUAAUCAAGCUUACAUGCCAACUCGUUAAAGCGGCUGUACCCUCACUGCUAAAGCAAAAAGUCCUUUUUAAAACUGCCUUCCAAUCAGGAUGUUUUUCCUCACAAAUUCGAGCACUUGGGAUGACAAAUCAAUGCCAUGGGGGCAAAAUGUUUUAUGAUAGUUUUAGACGCACUAAGGAGUCUGGUGAGAGAGCAAAAGCAAAGUUGUUUUCGAAUCUUGCUCGUAGAUUGGAAAUCGCAAUAAGAGAGGGAGGGGGCAAUGAUC
Styela clava is the source of this 1028-nucleotide messenger RNA. Its product is annotated as translational activator of cytochrome c oxidase 1-like. Lineage: Eukaryota; Metazoa; Chordata; Ascidiacea; Stolidobranchia; Styelidae. The record is from RefSeq and is a predicted model, not a curated record. Gene Ontology annotation, cellular component: mitochondrion.